GGAUGCUGUGGCCUCUUCCUUUUCCUCCCGCCUCACCAAUUAAUGCUUUUAUUUAUUUAUUAAUUCAUCGCUGAGCAGCUGCUCCGCGAUGCCCGGUGGGCGAGCGGCGGGGUCGGAGGGACGCCGCGGCUGCUCCAGGUGGACCCGUGUCCUUUUUGGCCGCAACAUGGCGGGCAGGGAGCCCUUCACGGCCGUGCUGUCCGCGCUGCGCCGCUGCUACGCUGAGGUCUUCCCGCUGGAGACCUUCGUCCGGCGUCUGGGGGACGGCGGCCCCGGGGACGCCGAGGUGCUGCGGGCCGACGACGCCCCCGGCUACCGCAACUUCGUGGGGCAGUGCCUCGUGUGCGUGCCCCGCGGCGCCCGCGCCAUCCCGCGUCCCUUCACCUUCCAGCAGUUAUCUAGUCAGAGUGAGGUCACCGCAAGAGUCGUUCAGAGACUGUGUGAAAAAAAGAAGAAGAAUGUCCUCGCAUAUGGAUACUCCUUACCGGAUGAGAACAGUUCUCAAUUCCCAGUCAUGCCACUUUCAAAGAUACACAGCUACCUACCCAAUACUGCCACAGAAACUCUUUGUAUCAGCGACUUCUGGGAGACACUGUUGAGCCGGAUAGGGGAUGAUGUGAUGAUGUAUUUAUUGGAACACUGUGCAGUCUUUAUGCUGGUACCCCCUAGUAAUUGUUACCAAGUUUGUGGUCAACCAAUUUAUGAACUUAUUUCACGUAGUGUAGACUCAUCCCUGGUAUUUGUUAGACAAAGGUUCUCAAAGUAUAAACGUACUAGCUUGCUUAAAUAUAUGCGAAAAAGGCUUAUGUUUCAUAGAAAUUAUCUUUUAAAGUCGUACAGACAAAGAUGUGAAGUUAAUGUCUCCAGAAUGAGAAAUGAAAGAAAGAACAAGAGACAAAGCUUAGUGCCCACUGACCAGUGUUCUGCAAAAGCUGUUUCUAAAGCAAGCAAACAGAUCAGAAUGGUUACUGAAGAUCAGGAAAAACAGAGUAGCUCCAGUUCAUGUGUUUCAGCCCCAGCUCCAUCUUUAAAAAGGAAGAUUCAUAGAGAAAAAUCUGAAAUUCCAGCCAAGAGGGCAAAAACAGGGGAGAAAGUGAGAGAGGAAAAGGCUUGUAGUCUUCUUCCUGAUGUAAACCAAAGUAGGUCUGAAAGAUCUGAAACUGGGUAUGUAGCACCACAUUCUGAAAGUGUCAUUAAACCCCCCCGUAUUUCUGAAAGAAGUAACAGUGCUGUGUCUGGUCCUUCUUUAGUUCACACAUCUCGUGGCAGGGGAAAGUUUAUGGCAGGCUCUCUUCUGCAGAGAUUUCAGAGUAACAAACCUUUAGAGUCCAACAUUGAACUGCAAGCAGAAUCCCGUAGGAAAAGAGUAGAGAUUCGUAUGCAUGAAUCUCAUUUGGCUUCAGGACAAACCAAACCUGUGGAGGGUACUUCAAAAUGCAGAGAGCAGGAAAGUCCUCAACCUCGUUUAUCAAAGAAGUUACCAAAUAGACUCCUGAGUUCUGCAGCAUGUAUUGGGAGGAAGUCUCUUCUCUAUUCUUGCAGGAGUUUCCAGGAAUGUUUUCCUAAGUCAUUUGUAUUGAAUCGCUUGCAGGGCUCUGAGGCAGGUGGAAGACGGCUUAUAGAAGCUAUAUUCUUAAACCAAAAUCAGGUGCAGCAAAGGCAUAACCAAAGUCUGCCAAAAUGCAAGCGGAGAAAGAAGACGUUGCCCAAACGCUACCGGCAAAUGAGGCACACAUUUCAGGAACUGCUAAACAACCAUGGAAAAUGCGCUUACUUAGCUCUCUUGAGAAAGAAUUGCCCUGUUUGGAUAUCUGAAAUCAGUAUGAAAAAAAUCAAGCUGUCUUGUCAGGCAGCCUUGCCUGGGGAAGCAGAGGUUCAGAAGCAAGCAGAACAGUUUGGGAAAGAGCCUGCUAAGUGUGUGACAAGCAGCAGAUGUGAAUCUGGUCACACUGAUGUGCCAGACAACUUAGGUGCUCCCCUCACAGAAUCUGUGCGUGGGGAGUUGCCGCCGAGUGAGGAGCAAUACCUGCGAGAGGCACGUGAUUCAGCCCUCAUGGAGCUCCUCAAGCAGCACAGCAGCCACUGGCAGGUGUACAUGUUUGUGAGGGAUUGCCUGGAGAAGGUCAUUCCUGAUGAGCUUUGGGGUUCAAAUCACAACAAGUGCCGGUUUCUAAAAAAUGUCAAAGUGUUCAUUUCCAGGGGGAGGUUUGCUAAGGUUUCAUUGCAGGAGUUGAUGUGGAGGAUGAGAGUGAAUGACUGCAUGUGGCUUCGUCUAGGCAAAGGUGAUCACUUUGUUCCUGCCGAUGAACAUUGUUUCCGUGAAGAACUUUUGGCCAAAUUCCUGUACUGGCUGAUGGGUACCUAUGUUGUUGAGUUGCUCAGAUCAUUUUUCUAUAUCACCGAGACCAUGUUCCAGAAAAACAUGCUCUUCUACUACCGAAAGUUUAUCUGGGGCAAGUUACAGAACAUUGGAAUUAGAAACCAUUUUGUCAAAGUACAGCUACGGCCUCUGUCUUCAGAGGAGAUUGAAACUAUCCGUCAAAAAAAAUUUGUUCCUAUGGCAUCAAAGCUCCGGUUUAUUCCAAAACCAAAUGGGUUGAGACCCAUAGUAAAAGUGAGCGGUGUUGUCGAACCACGAGCACUCAGCAAGGAAAGCAGAGAAAAGAAGAUGAAUCAUUACAACACUCAACUAAAAAAUCUGUUUAGUGUCUUAAAUUAUGAACGGACUAUAAACACCAGUUUUAUAGGCUCUUCAGUGUUUGGGAAAGAUGAUAUCUACAAGAUAUGGAAGCAGUUUGUUACAAAGAUUCUUGAAUCUGGUGCUGAAAUUCCUCAUUUCUACUGUGUAAAGGCUGAUGUGUCCAGGGCUUAUGAUACCAUUCCUCACAACAAACUGGUGGAAGUGAUUUCGCGGGUCCUGAAGCCUGAGAAGAGAACUGUGUACUGCAUACGGCGCUAUGCUGUGAUUAUGAUUACCCCAAGUGGAAGAGCCAAGAGGCUCUAUAAGAGACAUGUUUCUACCUUCAAGGACUUUAUGCCGGACAUGAAGCAGUUUGUGUCCCAGCUUCAGGAGAAUGACUCAUUGCAAAAUGCUAUAGUAGUUGAGCAGAGCUUAACUUUCUAUGAGACAAGUUCCAGCCUGUUUAAUUUUUUCCUUCAAAUGAUACAUAGCACCAUUCUGGAGAUUAGGAACAGGUACUACUUACAGUGCUGUGGAAUUCCACAAGGCUCCAUUUUGUCAACCUUACUUUGCAGCUUGUUCUAUGGAGAUAUGGAAAACAAAUGGCUCUCUGGAAUAAAGCAGGAUGGAGUCCUAAUACGUCUCAUUGAUGAUUUUUUGCUGCUUACACCACAUUUAAUGAAGGCAAGAACUUUUCUAAGGACUCUAACAACAGGUAUUCCUGAGUACGGCCUUUUAAUAAACCCAAAUAAGACAGUGGUGAAUUUUCCUGUUGAUGAUAUCCCAGGAUGUUCCAAAUUUAAACAGCUGCCAGAUUGUCGUUUGAUCCCAUGGUGUGGUUUGUUAUUAGAUAUAAAAACACUUGAGGUUUACUGCGAUUACUCCAGUUACACCUGUACUUCUAUCAGAUCAAGUCUUUCCUUCAAUUCAAGUAUAACAGCUGGGAAAAACAUGAAAUACAAACUGAGUGCAGUCCUCAAACUGAAAUGUCAUAGUUUAUUUCUUGAUUUGCAGAUUAACAGCCUUAGAACAGUUCUCAUUAACAUCUACAAGAUAUUUUUACUCCAGGCUUACAGGUUCCAUGCCUGUGUUCUCCAGUUUCCAUUCAGCCAGCAAGUUAGAAAAAAUCCUGAUUUCUUCCUAAGGAUUAUCUCUCAGACUGCAUCAUGCUGCUACGCUAUCCUGAAAACAAUAAAUGCAGGGAUUGCUAAAGAUAACAAAGGUGUAUCUGGCAUAUUCCCUAUUCAGGUAGCAGAAUGGCUCUGCUACCAUGCCUUCACUGUCAAACUGUUAAAUCACAGAGCUGUUUACAAAUGUCUGCUUACAUCCUUAAAAGUCUGUAAGAGGAAGCUGAUCAGGAGGAUCCCAGAGGAUACUGUGGCACUACUGCAGGCAGUGACAGAACCAUCUCUUUGUCAAGAUUUCAAAGCUAUCCUGGACUAACUGAUUGAGGUUUAUUUCAUAAUUUUCUCAGGUUUGAAAAUAAAUGCUAUGUAUUUAGGUGACUUCUCUGUAAUUUAUUUUGGUAGAGUGGGCCAAAAGCAAGUUCACCCAGAAGUUUUAUGUGUUUGUUUCUCAGAUACCCUGCAAGGACAUAAAAAGAGCAGACAGUUUUGUUAAUACCUUCUUGUUUGGAUUUUUUUUGUUUGUAGGUUGUUUUUUUUGUAAAUUCACAGGCUGUUUAAAGUAAUUUACCUGAUUAUGUUCCAUGAUUCUUAUCUUCUUGAUGAAGGAAUCAUUAAACUAUGUUUUGUACAAAAUUAUUAACUUUCUUGUUUCAAUGAGUUGUCUUGAAGGGCUGUUUUUUAUUUCUCUGUGUUCCAGCCAAUUUUGUAAUAAAUUGGCUGGUUAAUUGCAAUAACACAUGUUUGCAAGGCCUUUCUUUUAUAGUAAUCUUUAAUAUGCUGGUUUAUGUCACAAAAAGCAGUUACCUGCACAGGGCAAAUGCAUUUCAUGGCAAGAUGUAGAGGCUAGAAAUGUUAUGCUUUACAGAUCACAAAUAAUAUAUGUCAAAAUUUCACUGUCCAAGCUGAGUAUGUUUGGUGUAUGUUUUAUUUAUUUUGAAUACUUAUUUGGUGGGUAAAGUUGAUAUUUUUAAUACAGUGUUGUACAGAAUGAUGCUGGUGCAUUUAUACCUACAAAAGAGAAGUUCUUGAUUAGAUAAUAUACCAAGUAUAUUGCUUUUCUAUUUGCAUAUCUUUGGCUCUCCAAAACCAAGUUUUUUACGAGGACAUAUAGUGGUAGGAAAAGGGAGAAUGGCUUUAAACUGGGAGUUGGUUUAUGUUCAAUAUAAGGAAGAAAUUCUUUACUCUGAUGGUGUUGAGGUUGCCCAGAGAAGUAAUGGUUGCUUCAUCCCUGGCAAAUCCCCACCACAGAGGGACUGGUGGUUGAAUUGCAGUAUUGCAGUCUGCCUUUUAACAUCAUAAAUCAGUUCAAAAUGUACAGUCAAUCAUACAGGUUUGGGGGUUUUCUGUCUGCAAAGUGUCACUCUUAAAAUACAUUUUAAAAAAGUCACAGAGCAAUUGUUCCAACUAGAGAUGAAGAACAGCACUCUUGCCCUCCAGCCAGCAGCUCAAACAUUUAAAAACCCCCAUGCCCCUCAGGGGUCUGAGUGAUACUGGAUGAGGGAGCACUAUCAGAAACAACAUUGCGUAAGAGAGGCCUGGCAGUGCAGAAAGCUUUGUUUUAUGGGAUCGUGUGGCAGGAAGAGGCAGCAAGAUGCUCCAACAUGAAAAAAGGAGGGAGUGUAAACUUCACCAAUGGCUUGGAUUAGCCCAUCUUUCUCUGUGAGAAUAUAAACUUAUGAUGUGGUCUCAGCUGAAUGUGUAUUUUGUAAAAAUGAAAACAGGGUAAUGCUUGCAAUUCUCUGAGCUGAUGUUUGAGCCUUUCCCCACAAUUACUGGCUGAAUCAUCAGUUUUAAAGAGUAGCUGUUUAUCAAGAGAUACAAAUACAGUGUAGAAAUCACAAGAGAAGAUUUUUUUCAUUAAAAAUAUCCUUCCCCAAAAAAGGCUAGGGAAAGUAAAGUGAAACUGGUAUGUGUUUUAGCAAGUGGAGAAUUUGGAGAUUUGAAGAAGAGCUGGCAGUCUGUACUGGAAACUUGAAGUUGCUGCUGUGGCUUAUGAUAAUUGGAAAGAAAAUACUCUGAGUAUAUGUGUAAGGAAUAGAUUAACCAUGGCAGAGGCAUACAGUUUUUUGCUCUAAAAAUAGAUGUUUAUAAUGUUGGGAAGGUAGAAGUAUUCCAUAAAGCUAUUCUGGCACAGAACUCUUCUAAAAGAAAUAGUGUGAUCCAUUGUGGUGGUAAAAUAUAUUCUACCUAAUUGGUAGCAAGGCAAUGUGUUAAACAGCAACUGCUGACAGGAAACGUUUGGGUAGAGUGAAUAACUUGAAUCUAGAAGUAUUAAAUGAAUUACCUUAGGAGGGUUCUGAAUCUGUAAUGUGGAUUUUCAGCAAUCAUUGUACAGCUGGGAAAAUUUCAAAAUCUUUGAGAGUUGUGGUGAGGGUUAAGGUCUCAGUAUUUAAGAGAAGGUAAGUAGAGGAAUUGAGAGCCAAACCACUGAAGGUAACUCUCUGCGCUGCAAGUGUUGCAAACUACUCAGGAAGUUGAGCUUGCUGGAGGGUUUAAAUGGGGAGGGGGAGAAAUAGGGCUGAACAUUGUUUUUAGUGUGUCUACAGAGCUGUAAGGAAGGAAUUAGACAGAAACCCCUCUAGGGGAGAUCACAGUAUCUUGGAUGCAUCCAUCAAACAAGUCCUCUCACUGUUUCCAUUUGGGAAGGAAAUAUGGACUGGGAAUCUCAGGCUGAGGUAUGUGUCAAAUUUCACAAUGUAGGAAACUCCUCUGUGUUCCAGAAGGAUUGUGCUUUUCUUUCUGCAUCUGUUUUCUGUUUAUUGUAUUAUGAUAAUUUGGAUGUGUCCUUAUUUAUAGUGCUGUUCCAAUGCUCCUUCUGAGGCUUUUUCCUUUAAAAGGCAAUUGAUCUCCUUGUUUUAGGGCUGUGGAUUCUGGCUAAGGCUGAACAUCACCAUAGCUGUGUUUGUGUCUUUUACUGAUUUACCCCCAAAGAACCCAGGUGGUUCUUGCAGCCUAGACAAUUCUAGGAAAGUCUUGUCUUUCAGAACAUUAUGAGUUCACAGCAGGGUAUUUAGAGCAAAGAAGAUUUGGUGGAAUAUGGAAAUAAAAGAUUGGGAAAAGAGUGAGUGGAAGGUGUUUGCAUACAUGUGCUCCCUCAACAGAAAAGCAGUGCUCAUGCAAGAGUUGCUCAAUGCAUUUUUUUACAUGCCUACUUGAGCUAAACAGUAACUUCAGCUUGUGUUUCCCAGCCAUCAUUUGUAGUUAGUGGAGCUGAAAAUUGUUCUCCCCCAGAGUCCUGUCCUGGGUUGAACUGCAUGUCCGGUGAUCCAUAAAGUCUUCCUUCUGCUGAAUGGAAGGGACAGCUCAAAAGUCAAGCCUGGGUACUGUGACAGUGACUCAAGAUGGAUUUAUAGAUUUGAAAGUCUUUUAGAUCUAGUUUAAUUAUUUUCUCAGCUUCUCUCUGUAUUAGUUGGAUAUGUUUUUGUUUAAGAACAGAACUCUGAAUACUUAAACUUUCUGCGUAUAGUUGCCUAUAAGAUUUUAAUGAACAUUAAGCUAUCUGUAGUCAGAAAUGUGAAUAUGAAACGUAUGCUUUAGUUAGUUAAAAAAAAAUUUUGGUGUAUUGACAGCUUUAUAACCUUAAUCCUUUCUCUUUCUUGAGUCAGCUACUCACCCUGAAGGCAUUGUCGUACUUUAUCCUCACAUACUUUCUCCAUAUUUUUUCAGAGGCUGCUGAUUCCUUAAGUACUGUGACAAGAGGAAUCUUCAUCUCCCAGCACUAUAGAGUGGCCAGGAUCAGCAGCCAAAUACAGGAAAUCCUGUUUUUCAGUAAACAUUUAUUUCAUUGUCAUGUCCUGUAAGGUUGCAGUUCACGGAAAGACUGCUAUACAUCUGCAUUUAUGUUAUGCUAUUCAGCUGUUGUGUUUAGUAUGAGAAAUAAAGGGGGGGAAAAAUGGGGACUUUUUUUUUUACAGUAUUUUCCACUACAAUAAAUUCUGGAAUCUGCUAGGAUAUUUGUGCAGAAUUA
Haemorhous mexicanus (house finch) is the source of this 7774-nucleotide messenger RNA. RefSeq names its product telomerase reverse transcriptase (gene TERT). The record is from RefSeq and is a predicted model, not a curated record. Gene Ontology annotation, biological process: telomere maintenance via telomerase. The transcript has 16 exons. NCBI's taxonomy places the organism in Eukaryota, Metazoa, Chordata, Aves, Passeriformes, Fringillidae. Gene Ontology annotation, cellular component: telomerase catalytic core complex. The coding region runs from base 89 to 4123 and encodes 1344 amino acids. Gene Ontology annotation, molecular function: telomerase RNA binding; telomeric repeat DNA binding.